Messenger RNA from Drosophila subobscura, 493 nucleotides. RefSeq lists its product as uncharacterized. The coding region runs from base 44 to 436 and encodes 130 amino acids. The record is from RefSeq and is a predicted model, not a curated record. Lineage: Eukaryota; Metazoa; Arthropoda; Insecta; Diptera; Drosophilidae. The transcript has 2 exons.
AAGCGGCAAACCGAAGGCAUCACUGACGCAUUUGAAUGCCAGCAUGAGGCCGCACUUGUCCCGGCCCUGUCUGGUGCGCAGCUCUUCGCCCAAGCAGGAGACGGACAAGCGGAAUGGCCUCGAUGGGGACCCAGUCGAGGACUCCAUGGGUGCAGCGGUAACCAAGCGCGUACGCUGGAAUUUCCCAUACGAUUCGCUGCAGGACAACGGAGGCCGUGGCAAGAGUAAGUUGAGCCAAAAUUGCUGCUUCCUUACACCAACGAGCACCAUACAAAUGCAAUUUGAUCCGGAUACCCCAAAGGAGGUGCAACUGGUCCACGAACUACGGCUGGCGGAGCAUCGCGGUGGCGGCUCCACUGAAUCCGCGCAGAACUACACGCUGAGGGCUAAGUUGUCGCCGCUGCAGCUGCCCACAGCCGCAUCCAGCGGAUACUGAAGGAGUGCGAGCUGUACGAACGGAACCAGACCACCUUCGUCGUGCCCAUGGACUACA